Molecule: messenger RNA, 3021 nt
Organism: Toxoplasma gondii ME49
Lineage: Eukaryota; Apicomplexa; Conoidasida; Eucoccidiorida; Sarcocystidae
Exons: 4
Coding region: 863-2941 (692 amino acids)
Source: RefSeq, a predicted model, not a curated record
GAGAAACGAAGAGAAGGAGGAAGAAAGGCGAGAGGGGAAGACGAGGCUUUCACCGUGCUCAGCUGUCUCGAUACCCCGAGGGGGGGGGGUCACUUCAUGCUCUCUCUGGAUUUGACUUUUUUCUGGAUGAAUCGACGUCUCUCCGUCCUCGACGCGGCCGGAAAAAGAGUUUUUUUUCUAAAAACCUGUUUCGACUCCCCUUGUCUUCUUCUUCUCCAACUCUUCUCCUCCUGGAACAUUUCAGUUUUUCCGAUUUUUCCGCGAAAACGUCGUCUCUCUGUCGUGGAGUCCAUCCUCGCAGAGUCGCGCCUUCUGUGCAGAAGGAGACUCACCCGCGAUUGCACAGGCUAUAAACGUAACACAACUUCAUCUUCUUGGAGGAACGUCUCAGGAAAACCUUUCAGAAAAACGCGACGGAAACGACAUUCCCCCGAAAAAAAAACUGGAGAAGGACUCUCCACGGCCCUCGCUCGCUGCAGCUCCCGCGGCACUUGAGAGUCGCUGCAGGCGCGGUUCGCGAAAACGGAACAAAAGACGCUCGGAGAAAGUUUCUGAAGCCGACUGUGGCGCGCAUCUCUCCAUGCUUGUAUACAUGCGUCGUCUCGACUUGUUCAUGCAUUUUGCAUGUGUAAGUACGUACGUUUAUGCAUCUUCAUACGUCGAAAGUCCACAAAUACAUGUACGUUUGCUUGUUUCUCUACAUAGCGAUGUAUAUUUUUAUUUGUACGGAUGUCGAUCUGUAGAGAUCGGCACGCGUAUGCGUGGAGGGAGGAUUUCCUCGGACUGAGGAGGCGUUGCUCUCCGUUCUGCAUCCUUUUCCUUCCUUUUUCGCGUCUCCUCCUUUCUCCCUGAACCGUUCACCAUGACCGCCGAAGGCGCCGGAAGUGGACGGCGAGGCCUUCCCCGACAGUUCCUCCAGGACGACAGGCUCUCGGAUGUAUCAGGCUUUCCUUCCUCUUCGACCUCUUCCUUGUCUCCCUCUUCCGCUGGUUCGUCCUCGGUUCCUUCUUCGUCUGCGUCUUCUCGUCCUUCGUCUUCCUCGUCUCCGUCGACGUCUGCCCGUCCUGCUCGUUCUCUCUCUUCUUUGCUUCCACCAUCGUCACCGUCACCGUCUUCGCCUUCUUGUUCGCUUGCUGGCGAUGCCGAUUUCUUCGUUACGCAGCGCGUGGAAGAAGUUUCUCCUCAGUUUGCCGUUCUCGGCGACGCCCCGGUCUCCCUGACAGGCAGUACGAGGUCCGUGGAAGGCGAAGAAGAGGUGCCAGCAGGGAGGCAGAAGGAAGAAGGCAGGCGAAGCUGUCGCGCUUGUCGAGAGAGAGAAGAAGGUUCGAGUCGGAGAGAAGAACCAGAAGAACCGACUCCAGCGUCUCCCUUUAGACAAGAAACAAAUGGUCAAGAAACGUCCGUGAGAGAAAAGAAAGAACAAGCCAGAGUUCUCAACAGAGCCGCCCUCUACGAAGUCUUUCAGGAUGGACGCUCUUUCGCGCAGAUGCCCUGGCGGGUCCUAGACGCCUCGCAGCCGUGGUUGCUCAAGGCGCGCCUGAGCGCUGCAGGUGAGAAGGCCGCGAGCAUGGACCGAGUAGAAAAGGCUGUCGACGAAACGCGGUUCGCUUCAUCUCAGCCGUCAGCCGAACCUUCUGUGACACCUGGAUCUCUGAGUUUCGCUUCUGAGACAAGCACACCAAAAGGCGAGAGAGAAGGCGAGAGAAAAGGCGAGAGAGAAGGCGAGAGAGAAGGCGAGAGGGGAGAAGAUGGAGCAAGAAAGGACGGGGAUUCAUGGGCGUUGGUUCUUCUCCUCACGGACUGCCGAUUCUGCUGGGGUGCAGGCUUUACGGCAGAGGAUCUUGCGCGUCUCCACCAGACCAGCAGUCCUGCCACAGCUGCGUAUUUAGCCAUCUCGACGGAAGUCCUUCCUCGGACGCUCUACAACCUGCUGAUCUCGCGUUCGUCCACCAAAUCGGUCUCGAUUCAAGUUGUCUCGUCUCCCUGUCCUUCUCUGUCUUCUUCUUCUCCUCUUCCCUCAUCUGCUGCUGCUUGUUCGUUGCCCACUGCGUCUCUGGAGCCUGAAUGCGGGAGACAGUUGGUUCUCUCUGCACUCCUUGACGGCAUUCUUCCUCUUCGCUUUGUGUUCCCUCUUCCUUGUUUGCCGGCCGCGUCUUCCCUUCUCCGGCAGCAGCUGUUUCUCCCAUUUUUCUCUCUUCUUCGGGUGUACGAGUCUCUGCUUUUUCGUCUGCAAACGCAAGUUCUCUCCCUCGCAAACGCCGACUGCCAGCCAGCUGCGGCGACUGACACGCAUGCAGAGGCGAAGUUGAUCCAGCAGGUCCUUCGAGAGAUCGCCUCGCAGGUCUCCGCUUCUUUCCUUGUCCCUCGAGAAAACCCGCAAGAGACGCUCGCAGGCAACCUCCACACCGUGAGCGAAGUCGCGCGCGUUCCUCAGAUCGACCUCACACAGCCUCUGCGGUCUCCACCGCCUCGCGCCGCGUCCGAGCCGCGCGUCUGCGAAGCGUCUCCGGAGCCGGAAGCCGCGGGAAACGCGCGCUUUGCCGCUUUUCCAGAGUGCUCUCGGCUAACGGCUGCCGCCUACUUUGCGACAACGCGCGAGUUCCUCCCGCCGCGCUGCCGGACGAGUUUCAGAGACUUUCGAGCAGCCAGUCGCACCGCGCCGUCCACGGAAAGAGCGCCGAAGAUCGACAGCGAGAGCAGUGCAUGCACUGAGGGGAACAAGAAUGGGGAGAAGGACGCUGCGUUUCCAUCGACUUCGAGCGAGGCCGCAGCCAGCCUGGACAUUCAGAAGAACCUUCUCAUUUCUGCAAAGAAAAUAGUCCGAAGACGCAAGCCAGAAGGCGACGGACCAGACAGAAGAAGACUCCGAUUUGCUACAAAGAAGCUCACUCAGAAGGACGGGGGGCGACACCGCCACUGUGACGAAAAGGGGGAGUACUGACUUGCAUCCUCAAAUGCUAUUGAGGUGGACGAAAUAAAUGAAUGUAUAAAGAUUACUCCUCAAUAUGCAGAUAUCGCGAC